Messenger RNA from Entelurus aequoreus (snake pipefish), 5490 nucleotides. It is a transcript of the gene apbb1ip, whose product is annotated as amyloid beta (A4) precursor protein-binding, family B, member 1 interacting protein. Lineage: Eukaryota; Metazoa; Chordata; Actinopteri; Syngnathiformes; Syngnathidae. The transcript is spliced from 15 exons. Gene Ontology annotation, biological process: signal transduction. Bases 1078 to 3228 code for a protein of 716 amino acids. Gene Ontology annotation, cellular component: cytosol; plasma membrane. The record is from RefSeq and is a predicted model, not a curated record.
GGAUGUCCAAACUCGGGGAAGUCUCCCAGAAACUGCGCGGCUCUGUCGGCCAGAUGCACCGGAUGGAACUGCUCGGCUCCAGGCGGCGAGCUCUCCUCGGAAGCAGCCCCGUCCAAGCAGCCCUCUCCCACGCAUGCCCUCGCUCGGACCCUGGGUCUGACCCGCAGCGGAAGUCUGCACUCCAAGCCCUUGCAAUCCCGCGUGUGGUUGACGGACAUGGGGGGUCUCACGCAGUCCUCGUCCGUGCAUGCUGCGGGACGGACUUCCGCUGCGGUACCCAAGUGCCGCGCCGGUCUGGACGACCUGCUGCCGGGGCAGUGGUCGCCGGUGCACGGUCUCGGGUCUCCGGUCUGGGAACAGUGGGUCCCAAUGCAGAUGUCAGCGCGCACUGACGCCAGCAGAAUAAGCAGCACUGAUGAUGGCAACAACAUCUUGCAACGCAGUGACAGGAACACAUGAAAGAGAAAGUCCGCUUGUCAUAAAAUGCUUGAUGAAAGUUAUUUGGCAGACUGCUUUCGAAUCUCGCAUCCCCGCCGCCUUGCGUGCACGCCAGACCCACUCUGAGCUGGCCGGAGCUCAGUCCUCCACGUCGGGAUGUGAGGACGGCAUUCCAGGAACUUCAUUAGCGUCAGGUUUCCUCCACCGCCGCCAUGUUAACCCUUAGCUUACCAGCACCGUUUACCACAUGAUGCAGCUAGUCAAAUCGAAGAAAAGAUAUAUGAACAAAACAUUUUUUUUUAAGUUGUUACAGGUAGAUAACGUGUUAAAACAACUAGCGUGAAGAAGUAUACGCAAAAAUAAGCUAACUCGCUCAAAUGAGUGGUUAAGCUUGUGGCGCCAAUUAGCUUGAUAAGUUAAUGACGAUAAAGCUAUACGCUAGCAAAGCUAGAUAUACACAUGCUGUCAUGUAGGUAACGUGUAAAUUGCUCAAAAAAAUGUCGUCUCAUUGGAAUAUGUGUUCAUUUUCCUGCAUUGAGACAAGUUACAGUCAGCAUGUUGAGACAGCUGCUGGUCGUCAAGCCGGGAGACGGCGGUGUUGUGCUGGCCUUCCUUGUCAACACCGAGUGAGGACACUCUAUGGACACAGCCAACACAAGUCGUCCAACGAUGGCACAAGGAUGGAAUGCAAAGAUGGGACGCCGCUCUACUUUAUGUGCUUUUCUGGAACUGUGCUUGGGGGAGAUGGAAGACAUUGAUGCCAUGUUCAGUGACCUGCUGGGGGAGAUGGACCUCCUGACUCAGAGUCUUGAACAGGAAGCAGCCCCACCUGCCCCCUUGCCAAACGCUAACCAGGAAGUCAACCUCUCCAUCGGCUUCACAGACCUUAACGAGUCCCUCAAAGAGCUGGAGGACAACGACCUGGACGCCCUCAUGGCCGACCUAGUGGCCGACCUCAACGCCACCGAGGAGAAACUGGCAGCAGAAAUCGAGGGUCUGAAGGCACCGUCGCCGGAGCCCCCGCCUAAGGACUUGGGCACCCGCCCGCCGUCCUCCAUCAGUUCCAUGAGCAGCAACGUCAGCACACCGACCUCCUCCACCUCCUCACCUUUACCGCCUCCUCAAUGUGCUAAACCUUCUAUGGAGGAAAUUGAGGCCCAGGUAAAAGCAGACAAAAUCAAGAUGGCUCUUGAGAAGCUAAAAGAAGCUAAAGUGAAAAAGCUGGUGGUGAAGGUGCGCAUGAACGACGGCAGCUCCAAGACGCUGAUGGUGGACGAGAGGCAGAGCGUCCGCGAGGUCCUGGACAACCUCUUUGAGAAGACACACUGCGACUGUAACGUGGACUGGAGCUUGUGUGAGACCAACCCGGAGCUGCAACUCGAACGCACAUUUGAGGACCAUGAAAACUUGGUGGAGCCUCUCUUGGCGUGGACGAGGGACACUGAGAACCAAAUCCUCUUUCAAGAGCGGGAAGAGAAGUACGAGGUCUUCAAAAACCCUCAGAUGUUUUACUUGUGGAAGAAGGACAAGAAGACCAUAAAAGACAUGAAAGACAAAGACAAAGAGAUCUUGAUAAAGGAGAACUUCUGCGGGACGUCCAUCAUCGUGCCCGACCUGGAGGGGGUUCUUCACCUCAAAGAAGACGGCAAGAAGUCGUGGAAGCAGCGUCUUUUCCAGCUAAGAGCCUCUGGGAUUUAUUACGUACCCAAAGGCAAGACAAAGUCUUCGCGUGAUCUGGUCUGCUUUGUGCAGUUUGACAACAUCAAUGUGUACUACGGCAAAGACUUCAGGGCCAAAUACAAAUCACCUACAGACUUCUGCUUUGUACUCAAACAUCCUCAAAUCCAGAAGGACUCUGAGUACAUCAAGUACAUGUGCUGUGAUGACGCUUGGACCAUGAACCUCUGGGUGACUGGAAUACGUGUCGCAAAGUACGGCGCCUCUUUGUAUGACAACUACAAAGUCGCAGAGAAGAAGGUGGUCAUGGGUUCUGUGUGGGCCAAAUGCAGCAUUCCAUCAAGCUCCAGUCCAUCCACACAAAACACAUUAUCGAGCCAGGUGGCCAAUGGGCACAGUGCCACACAUCAAUCCAUUUCCAAGGACAACGCUCUACCUGUACCACCACCACCUCCUCCUCCUCCUCCACCAGCAAACUUAGGUGUCCCUUGUCCACCGCCGCCACCUCCCCUACUAGCAGCUAAGAAAUCCUCCAAACGUGCCCCUCAGCAACGACAUCUACCCACCAACUUUCCUCCACCUCCCCCUGCCAUAGUUAACCUUCCUCCUCCACCCCUCGAGGACACCUCAGAAGCUCCACCGGACUUCCUCCCACCACCUCCACCGGCUCCUGGCGCCGGUCAGCUGCCUCCUCCCCCUCCCCCCAUCAAGACUCUUCCUCCACCCAUCAACACUUUUCUUCCUCCUCCUCCUCCACCCAUCAACACUAUUCCUCCAUGCAUCAAGACUCUUCUUCCUCUUCCUCCUCCUCCUAUUAACACUCUUCCUCCGCCUAGUUUCAAGGCAAUGGACCUGCCUCCACCACCACCAGAUCCUGGCUUUUUACCCCCACCGCCACUCACCGGAGGACUUCCACCACCUCCACCACCGCCUCCGGCAACAUCAGCCAACCCGCUGAGAGUACCACUGAAACCUUCUGGAUCAUUGAAAAAGGUACCUCCUCGUCCACCAAAGAGGACUACACCCUCACUGCAUGGAGGAGGAGGAGAAGGAGGUGGUGGAGAUUUUAUGUCAGAACUGAUGCUUGCUAUGCAGAAGAAGAAGCACCCUUAGCCUGAUGACUUAAUGUUUACAAUUUGGGGCCAUCUUGACUUGCAAAGCUAAACUGAUGCAAAUUGUUAAUUGAAACAUUUGCAAAGGUUUGUAAAUAUUCAUAUUUGAAUGAUGUUAAGUAGCCCUACAAAAACAUUUUGUAAAUAAUUUGAAUUUUAAUUCAAUGUCUAAAUCUAGAAAUAAUGUAAUUAUGUAAUUAGACUCAAGCUUGUACUAACAUUAUUUAAUGUAAAUUAAUUGAGGUAAAUAAUUAGGACAAGUGACAGCAAAACAUUUAACUAUAAUACAAUUAUUUCAAAAUGAAAUACAAUAAUUCAUUUUUAAGAUGAAUAAAGAUCUAAUGUAAAGCCUACAUCAAACGUUUCAGUAGAUUGUGUAUUUCUCUUACUUUGGCAAGUUGGCGCUUAGGGGAGAUCACUCAUGAAGAGCAGCUGACCUUUAACAUCUGGGCCCACUUAGGAGGUCUCGCUGCAUAGCCUGCAGCCUCUGCUGAGCUUUGAAUGACGAACGGAGACGAAAGGAUAUGGUGAAGCAGCUCCACCUAGCGGGCAGAAUGACUAAAUGAAUACAAUUCAUAAAAAGCCAGCGUACUGAUGUUUACCUCUGAAAAAUCAUUCCUCUCUGCUUUCCUGAUUGCCGACUCUGCCAUCCAGUUCCUCAGCACAUAUCGUGGGUUCACGCCUACAAGUACACAACAUUCUACUUUGCGUGUUCAUUUUGCAGAAUUGCUAAACCAUACCUAAUUGGCCCCUUGUUAUGAUACAUCAGCGUAUCCGCCAUAGUGGAUGAGGCAGAUCGGCCUUGUAAAGCCUUGUCAGUAUUAGCUGUGAAAGGUAAUCCAAGACGAUGUGUUUGACUGUAAAUUGUUGGUACAAAUCCAUGCAGCGCAUGGAUUAAGCAUUUUCUAUGUUCUUGACGUAUUAAAUGCAACGUCUAUAUACACACGUGUAAAUAACUUUAAACAACUUACCUUUCAUCCUCGCUUGACGCUGCACAUCUUUGUCACGCACCUGCCUGCACAUAGAGCAUAAACACCUCACUGACGUACACUCAAUCGUAGUUGAUUAACUUGUACAUGGUGUCGCUUGCCUGUGGAGGCGCUGUAGGUACACACUCAGCCAGUCAGAGAAGAGUCCAUGUAAUGACAAGUCCUCCAGAGCCCAGGCCUGUCAACACCACGAGCAGCAAUAAAAUAUGUUUUUAAAACCCAACAUUCACAUUAGUUGGCAUCAUUUCCAAAGCUAAAACCGUUGAGCACCUGUGUGAAGUUGUGGUUGUGGAGCUGAAGCGCUGAAGCCUCACUCAGCUGUCUGAAGACCAUCGUGAAGUCAGCCUGCGUGUCCUCCAUCACCUGAAGACAACAUAUAGACUGCUUCAGAAGUACAGGAGAGGGAUUUAUUGGUGAUACACUGAAUUUUCGACAGCAAAAGUUUGGGCUGAAAAUGGCCCAAAGUUGCAUUUUUACCUCAAUAUGGUGGACAAUGACAAGGUAACAGUGCCGAACAAAAAUUAUUAUCUUAUUGGAUCUCGUCAGAUUGUGCAGGUGUACACCUAGUACAUGGGUAUCAAUUUUUUUUUUUUUUACCACUGAGGACCACAGACUAAAAAAAAAAAAAAGGAUGACCAUUAUCAUAUUUUUCAUUCUCAAAUCCAGUAAAAUGCACAGUUGUACCUCAACUUAAGAGUGUCCCAACCUAACAGUGUUUGGAGAUAAGAGCUGUGUUUCAGCUAAUUGAUAUGCUUUAAGUUACAAGCAAAAAUGUGAGUUACAAGCAUCGUUAACAUUAGUUGGCGUAGUAAAUGUCACAUUGAACCCCGAGAGAUCAAAACAAAACAUCUGGUCUUACUUCCUAGCACGAGCUUAUAGCUAGAGAUCAACAAACCCACGGGAAGGGAGAAACAGAGUGUGAAGGACAGUGGAGAUUCAUUGAAUUAAAACAAUUUAAUCAUCAAAAACAUGACCGAGCAUGUUGCCAACUUGGCAAAUUUGAGUGUAUCAUUGCAAGUCUGCACUGUACUAAAGCAGAAUGAGUCUAACGCCAGCCAAGGAUGUUAAAAUUAUUUCUAAACGGCAGACAUUUAUCCAUGAAAACUUUCCAAAUUCUGAUAUGCUAAAAGGUUUUAAGAGUUGUACAUGCAUACAGAUGUUCUAAAUUUGAUUUUUUUACUCUAAAGUUAUAUUAUCCUCUGUUGUUGAAAAUAAUUAUUGUACAUUUAUUAUAACUACAUUGCAUAAAAAAUUACAGUACUUUGUAGCGCAUU